ACUUAUUGCAAGUCUCAAAGGUCUAAUAAUAAUCUCAAUAACUUUGGUUAUACCACGUGCACACAUGGAACUUCAGUUAGGUCUUGCUCUCUCUACCGCUGAGGAAUUCAAGUCCAAACAAAUAGUGAGUUCAGAGUUAUGGAGACCCAGUUGCGGUUCUGAAAGUGGAAAACAUGUCAAACACAAGCGCAACUUUGAAGAGUCCUUUCAACGUUUUCUGAAACCUUUCCCUUUACUAGUAUGGAGUGGCCAGCCAAAUGAAGAAGAUGACCGUAGUCAAAAACUGCGUAGAAACAUUCACACACCCAACAAGAACGGUAAUGAAGAAAACCAUUUGGUGGGGUGGCCACCAGUGAAAUCAUGGAGAAGGAAAGAACUUCAUCAGCAUCAUCCUGGAAGAGGCGAAAUCAGGAACGUUGGGAUUCAAAAUCAAAGUAGAGGACCAAACUCUUUAUAUGUCAAGGUUAACAUGGAAGGAGUAACCAUAGGAAGGAAAAUCAAUUUGAGGCUUUUCAACUCGUAUAAAACACUUACAAACGCCUUGAUCAACAUGUUUGCUAAAUACCAAAAAUUGGAGGAAGCUGGAGAAAGUUACACACUCACCUUUCGAAACGAGCAAGGGGAUUGGCUGCAAGUAGGACAUGUUCCAUGGCAAUCAUUUGUUGAUACAGUGCGGCGUUUGGUGCUACUGAAGAAUGGAAGUGAAACUAUUUGAUACAGUUUAUAUAAUUUUGCUAUGAUGCUGUUUAUGGUGCUCCCUUCGGAGAAAAAGUAUUUGCUUUGAAAAGGUUGCAGAGAGCAAAAUAUGAAAAGUUGGAUUUCAAGUAACUGCUUCAACUUUAAUUCUUUAGUAAUAACUUUGUGUUACAGUUGUCUUACCUAGUUUGUGAUUCCACAACCUUAUUCCUCCCAUACAAAUAACUGUAACUGCAGACUUUUCUUUGUGAUUAAGGAUUGUCUUCAACACAAUAAAUUCGUUAUUUCUCUUGUUUUA
Messenger RNA from Vigna unguiculata (cowpea), 994 nucleotides. RefSeq names its product indole-3-acetic acid inducible 29 (gene IAA29). Gene Ontology annotation, biological process: regulation of DNA-templated transcription. Gene Ontology annotation, cellular component: nucleus. The record is from RefSeq and is a predicted model, not a curated record. Lineage: Eukaryota; Viridiplantae; Streptophyta; Magnoliopsida; Fabales; Fabaceae.